AUGACUAAGUUGCGAAAACAAGUAGAGCCCAUGUCAAAGGAAUGUGACAACAUCCAUGUUGCUGCCUUGGCCCUCUCUGUGGGCGUGAAUAUCGACGUCGAAAACUUUCAGCAAUCUGGUGACGGACUCAACUUCAUUCGCUUCCCUGCUAUCCAAGCCUCAGGCAGCUCCAGCGAACCUGGCUCGGACUCUCUUGCUGAUGCAGGUGGCAGUAGAACUAACAUAGUCAGUAAAGGGCAUCCAGGAGACAUAAAGAAGGCCGCAGUUGCUGAUGCAAUCAUUGCGACUAAUGAGAUUGACAAUAUUGGCGGCAUUUCACAGACCGCUCGACACAGCUCAAUUACCUUACUUUACCGGCCAGGCCAUUACGAUAUUUUAUAUGCAACUCCUACAUAG
Protopolystoma xenopodis is the source of this 396-nucleotide messenger RNA. NCBI's taxonomy places the organism in Eukaryota, Metazoa, Platyhelminthes, Monogenea, Polystomatidea, Polystomatidae. The record is from the annotation of a GenBank genome assembly.